GUGUGGACUGAGGGAUGGGUGAGAGUCACAGCUGAGAGGGGAGACCAAAAGGGAAUUAUUGAAUGGGGUCUCUCAUUCCAGAUUUGGGUUUUCUAGAUUUUUUAUUUUUAUUUUUAUUUUUAUUUUCAUUUUUAUUUUCAUCUUCUUCUUGGGAAAUACAAACAACAUCACAGAACAUAUACAGAACGCAAAAGUAAAGCAGGCCUUUUCGCAUCGCUCGUUUUAUUUCAGCUUGUCUGAUAGCCAAACCAAACGCCCGCACACCCCUCCUCACCCCUCCUCCUCUCAUCCCUACCACACCACCAGUCUACCUACUUAUCUCCCUAGCUCCGCUUCGGUCAUCCACAUCCUCCCCCCCCCUUUUUUUUUUCCCUGACCGAACCAUUUCAUUCACUUCAUUCAUCUCUAAUGCCCUCACUCUUCACAAUCAACAACAACGUCUCCCUAAUCAGCAUCACCAUCGCGCCCUCAGCCUGGAUCGCGUCCCUAGUCGUCUCACUCUUCUUCGCCUUCCUCUACCUCCCGCCUCUAAUCAAAUCAUCCACGCCCGCGUCAAGGGCCAAUUUCUUCUACCGGAUCAAGCAGUUUUUUUCUCUGCAGGGCCCGUUCUACUCCGAGGAGGAAGACGGCGAGUUUCAAAAGACGGUGCUCCAGCCCAUCAUCGAGGAGCCCGACGCGGAGGAGAGGGAGGAGCAGAGGGAGUACGAACGGAGGCGGAGGAUCAAGAAGAGGAAGCAGGAGAUUGAGGAUCUGAGGCCGGGAUUGUUACCCGGGAGGGAGCUUAUCGGGGAACUUGGCUGGGGGAGCGAACGGAGGAGGGAAAAGGAGAAGAGGACGUCGUCGUCACUGUUGAAGAUCAGGAGCGGGAGUAAGAGUGAGAAGCGGUCGUCGAGGGAUAAGGAACGGGAUAGUAGGGAAAAGGACGGCAGCGACGGUGAUGGUGGACACGGCAAAGAUGGCAGAUUACUACGGCAGCAACAAACAACCCAAGUCGUUGCAACCGUCGUACGGGUACCACUCGGCCGCAACCGAUCCGUUGAGCGAGACAGAGAUGGGGGAGGGGGACAGCGAUCUAGAGGAUCUGGAGGUUUCUGGGGGCGGAUAUUCUCCUCCGGCGUGGAGACGGCUGGGAGACGGAGGUCGCAGCAGCGGCUUCUGGCAGCCCCAGACGGUGAUCAGGAGUGACGGCCAGCGGGAUGGGUUUAACAGGCAGUAUGAUUUGCUGGGGAGGUCGAUGAGGGAGGAUAGUCCUGAUAGUGUGAUGGAUGGGCUGGCGGGGUAUGGAGGGGGUUGUGGGCAAAGGGGGGAGGAUGCACACUGGUUGAAUGAUGAGAUCUUGCAGGAGGCGAUCAGGACGAGGUUGCCGGAGAGUGUGUCCCCGGAAAAGGAGAGGAGUCCAGAGUUGGAGGACAACUAUUGGAAGAAUCACCAAAUAUACGGAAACAACCAGCAGCAGGAGCAAAAGCUGGGGAGCAUCGACGAGACCACCAUCAAGAUUAAACAGGAGGACUGGGAGGAGGAGGAGCAGCAGCAAGGAAGAAGGGUGGCUUUGAGUGCGAUUCCAGAAUUUUCGCCAGUUCGGGAUGGACCCGUGACGACGCCAAAACCAGAAGAAGAAAUUGCUGAUAACUACAUUCGCUUCGCCGUCCGCGCCGAAGUCCAACACCGCACCGAACCCAUCGAUGCCACCAUCAACUUUUUCCGGCGCGUCUCCCAAUCCGUCACACGGUCCAAAACCUCCCUCUUCACCUCUCUCCUCAUUGCCCUCCUCUCUUUCAUCGUGACGCGUCACCUCACCCACCCCCUCACCCCUCCUCCAGUCCCCGACCUCGUCAAAGUCGCCUCCGUCGCCCGCUCGCUCGAGCCAUUGAUUUACUACUCCGAAAACGGCGCAGCCCAAGUGACAUCCCUCCAAGCCACCUCGGUCGCAGUCUGGGACCUGUCCGAAUCCAUCAGAACAAGCAACCUCACCUCGGCCCCCCUAAUCGUCUCCACCCUCGACGACCUGGCCGACUCCCUCCAGAUUUUGUCGUUGGAGCUGACCAAAUUCUUCGCCAACGUCGACGGGGACAUUGACGGGAUUCUGAUCACCAUGUCCUGGGCCCGUCGCGAACUCUCCACCCUCUCCUCCUCCCCUCCCCCGUCUCCCCUCAUCAACAACAUCUUAUCCCUCCCUUUCAUCCCCUCCAUCUUCGGCCCGACCCACCCCCAGCGGACACAGCGAACCCUCCAACGCACAUUCAACGAACUGCUCAACGUGCUCGAAGAGGCGGUAGAAUCCGAACUCUCCCACUCCUUAUCCCUGUUUCGACUCUUCUCUUCAAUAGACUCCCAGUUCCUAACCCUGACCCGAACCGUAACGCGUGAGUCAUCAAAUCAGGAGUCCCUCCACAACGAUCUCCUCUCUUCCCUCUGGGUCCGUCUCCUAGGCGCUAAAAAGGGGGAACUAGCAAAGUUUGAGAAGAAUCGGGAACUGCUGAAGGAUGUGAGGGAGAAGACGGUGAGGAAUAAGGGCGUGCUGGUGGAGCAUAACCAGAAGUUGUUGGCUCUCAAGGCUAGUCUGGAGGCGCUGAGGAGGAAGCUUGUCAGUCCGCUGGUGAGGAGUAUCAACUCUAGCACCCUGACGCUGGAGGAGCAAGUGAGGGGGUUGGAGGAGGCGGGGGGGUAUCUUGAAGGGGUGAGGAGCCGGCAGAAGGGGAGGGUGAUGGAGAUGCUUUAUGGGGGUGGAUCAGGGGCUGGGGGCCAUAAGACGAUUGUUGAGAUUGGGGAUGUGUAAAGGGGUUUUUGGGGGCGAGGGGGGCUUUCUAUUCUUUCUUUCUUUUUGUUUGGGAAAUUCGGGCAUGCUUGAUACCAGUGGUGAUAUUUGGCAAUGGGACUUCUUUGGUCAGGGUAAAUAACAUGGUUUUUUUUUUUUUUUUUUUUUUUUUUUGGUUUGGAUCUGGGAGACAUCUUCCUUGCUAUCAUUUCUGAUUUUUCGGCUAUCCGUGAGUUCUCUUUCAUCUUCUACAUUACAAAUAAACAUACCCCUGGGCUGGAGGCGGCGCGUGUGGUGGUGAUGGAUGGCGUCUUGUUCAUUUCUUUCUUUCAGGGACAAACAGGGACAGUGCAGGUUUCAGUCUAGCAUAUACAGGGUAGAACAGCACAA
Messenger RNA from Podospora pseudopauciseta, 3145 nucleotides. RefSeq lists its product as uncharacterized. The transcript is spliced from 2 exons. The record is from RefSeq and is a predicted model, not a curated record. NCBI's taxonomy places the organism in Eukaryota, Fungi, Ascomycota, Sordariomycetes, Sordariales, Podosporaceae. Bases 938 to 2776 code for a protein of 612 amino acids.